GCCCCGCGGAUACCGGAGCGGAGCCUCCCUCUGAUGCGACGGCACACUUUCAUACUGGCUCUCACCAGCAUCGGGGUGGGGGGGGGAUGGCGAUUUAACGACGGCGUUCGUCAGCCCAAGCCUGCUGUUUACACUAACUACGAAUCUGCUUUUCCUGCUUCUUUUACUACGAUCUUGCUUUUUUGAAAUAUGCUUUAAAACCGACGUUACAUGUUUCGUGAAUUGCGAGUGCUGCGACUGUGCAACUACUGUGGAAAAAGAGAAAAUUGCGAUGCUGGAGGAAUUGCUUGAGCGAGAAAAUACAGCUGCGUAAUUGACGGCACCCAUUCCUGCUGAACAGCGCAUUGUUCCGGGACCGAGUCUGCUUUCAGGGCCCCGUGGCAGCCUAUACUCCAGCGGGAGUCUGCAGCGAUGAGGACAUUGGCCGGGAGCACCUGAGGGAGGCGCUGACGAGGAAGGCAUGGAGACCGGCCAGCCCGGGCUGCCCCUGGAUGUGGCGAGUCCCCCAGCGACGGUGAGCACCACCGAUGGCAGCGGCAAGCUAGAAAACGGCAUCGCCCAGCUGAUCACGGCCGAGGCCUGGAACAUCAACCCUGGAGGCUUGGUGCGGAAGCCCCUCUCCCCUGUGGUGGCAGUCCCGGCACCCUCGUUGGUGACCCCUGCUUCUGAAACCCCAGGGAGCGUGGCGCUGAAGGUGGCCACCGCCGUCCUUCAACCCAUCUGCCUGGGCGAGAGCCCCGUGGUGCUGCCCAUACACCUGCAGAUGGCUGGCAGCACAGUGCCCCCGAUGGGCCCGCACGGAAACGCAUCUUACCUCAUGGCCGGCCAGGCCCCUGUCCCCCUGCCGUUGGUCUUGGAGCAGCAGGUGUUCCAGCACCUCAACUCCCCUGUGCUUCAGCAGGGGACACCCUGCCCAACAGCACCCCUGCAGGCCAGUGCCCCCUUACCCUUUGCCCAGGCUGUGCCUCCAGACCAGAAACCCCCUGGGCAGGCCCAGGACCCAGGUCUCCUUCCCCUUCUCCAGAGCCCAGGCUUUGCUGCCAUCCUCCAGGACCUGUUCCCCUCUGUGAACAAUCUGAACCCCCCUACAUGCCACCCCACAGCCCCUGCCCCAUCCGAGCACUUCCCAUCUGCUCUCUUUCCCCCUCCACCCCUGUCACACCUCUACAGCUCCCCGCUGUCCCCCCUGGUCCCACCAGCCACCCUGCUGGUGCCCUAUCCUGUCAUUGUCCCCUUGCCUGUGCCUGUUCCCGUUCCCAUUCCAGUCCCCAUUCCCAUCCCACAGAACACAGAGUCCAAGGGUUUCAUGGACCCACCCAAACCAGCCUGCACUUCCACAAAAAGCACGCAGACUCACGCCAAGGGGCCUCCCAGCCCCUCUCAGGGCCGUGGCCUGGGGGCCACGGCACACCUCCCCCAGCUGCUGCCCCAGUGCUCCUUCGCCCUUCCCGAGGGUGAGGCCUUGGACCUCUCUGUAAAGGCUGUACCAAUCCAAACAAAGCGGGAAGUCCCCUUUCAACCGGAUGGCAUCCUUGACCUUUCUGUACCCGGCACAAGGAAGUCCUGCAUCCAAUCCUUCUUUCACAGGGAGCCGCCGGUGAUGUACCCCGAGCGCAGCGCCUACCGUGCAGGUGAGGAUGCCACCGCCAGCCUUUCCCUGGAGGUGCUCCGGCCUAUGGACGGGGUGCAGAGGCUGGACCCGAAGCUUCUGAGCAGCCUGGCGUCUCUGGAGUUCAGCCGGCAGCGCAAGUGGCUGGUGGACGGUGGUGGCGGGAGGCCAGGUGGCGAGCCCAAGUGUGGCAUAGUGGCUGGCGCCGCGGGGGCCGGUGACUUUGAGAUUGUCAGCACGUCGCAGACAGCCAAGGUCAUCGUUUCGGUGAAGGACGCCAUGCCCGCCAUUUUCUGUGGCAAGAUCAAGGGUCUGUCUGGGGUCUCCACCAAGAACUUCUCCAUCCGGCGUGAUGGUAACCAGGAGGCCCUGCUGCAGCAGUGCUACGGGGCCCGUGUGCCGGGGGAGCCCUGCAGCGCUGCAGACGCCCUCAAAAAGACGGCCAAAAGCAGGGCCAUCAAACUGAAAAAGGUCAACUCGCAGGAGAUACACAUCCUGCCGAUCAAGAAGCAGCGGCUAGCGGCCUUCUUCCCCAGAAAGUGAGGAGGGGGGGUGGGACAAUGGGGAAGGGGUGGGACAAUGAAGAGGGGGCUGGGGCCCAGGUUUAACAGCACCACCAAUGGGGGCGAUCAUCACAACAUGAACCAUACUUUGGAGAUGUUUCCCAAGAGGGUAAUCGAUACGGCUUUGGGGCCGGUCCGGCGAUAGGCUGGUCGGCUGCUUAAACAAAGGGAGGCUUUGAUACUUGGAGAUUUAUUGCAGAUUAAUGUGGUCCUGCCCCGCUAGCCACUCCGGAUCUGGCGCGCAUGCCGGUUUCGCUGAUUGUGGGGGGCUCUCUCCUCACCCAGCCCAUUAAUAUGCAUCUGUUCAGUCAGACGCGGCGACGGCAGCAGACCCCGUUUCCUCAUGAAGUCGCAUGAAUAUUCAUGAGGUCAAAAAAUCGUGGAAACUUGCCUAGUUGCUAAGUGACACUGGCAGCCUAUAUUUCUGGUCCAAGAAAGAGUAAAAAAAAACUAAACAUUUGAUUUCUUCCCCUUCGUUCGGCGGUGCGUGGCUGCGUUUAUGAGACCUGGCGCAGGGGAUUCCGUGACACUUUCUGUACUCAACAGCUGACUUAGGAUCAGCCAGCUCCGGCCUUCAACAUUUAUAUGCUGCGCUCUGCCGCCAAGGUCAUGCACCCCUUUCCUGAAGGGCACAGUGGUGGCCGUGUUCUGUGAAGAAGGAGGCCAGUGUUGCUUCGCAGUCUGGGUCACAUGACAGGAAGUGAGUGAUGUUUAGCAGUUAUUUAUUGGACAUGCACAUCAUGUCUGACAGGGCUGUGAGCAGGAAGCAGGCCAGUAAUUGCUUGGCAGGACCUGAACGGUACUUCCUUAAAUAUAAUGAAUAUUGUAAGAGGUUAUCAUUAUUUCUGCAGAACCGAUUAACAAAUAAUGCUUGUAAAGGGAGAGAGGAACACAACCACUCCAACCUAAAACAAAUCAUCAUUGUCCAUUUCAAAUGCUGAGAAAUGGAAAACGGAUUUGUUGCAUUCCUGUGUUACAUUUUUUGGGGGGGGAGGGUCAUGCCCAUCAAUAAUUAUCUUCUCCUCUGGAGGGAGAGUUAACCCAGUGGGGUUACCAGAUUUAAUGAUGACCAUUUUGCAGAAAUGUUAUCCUGGCAGCAGAAUGGAGUAGGGGGUAGUGUCUGGGGGGGGCUGGUUUGCAGUUUUUAUCUCCUUAGCAUCCAGGUAGGGCAGCAGUGUGUGAACCUCGCAGUGCCAAGUCCUCUCGUCAGUGUUUGUAGGCAGCACGUUGUGCAAAGCGGAUCCCAGUUUAUCCCCAGUAUAACGGCAGUACGUGGCGACUCUGAGCUGGAUCACUGUCACUGGGAUCACAGGCUGCCGCUUUGCGUACCUGCCUUGUAAAAUACGGUUUAAUAGUGUCGUUUUGGUGUUAGACUGUAACAUUUUGGAGGGGGAGGGUGGCCGGGGUUAACCUGAAAUGCAUUAACCUGAAAUGAUAAGCAGUCAGGGUGAAGGAGGCAGGCCGACAGCAGACACUCUACCGAUUUAUCGCGAUCAAUGGGUCCCUCUGUUGUAAACAAAACAGGUAUUUUAUUGUAUAGCUCAGUUGAAUAAGGCUCAGCUUUUUAGGUUAAGGUAAAAACCAACUUCCUUUUGAGUGCAAUACCAGCCAGUAUGUUUGUGUCUUUCCUACAUUUUACCAGUCACAAGGAUUCUGGGAAAUAGAGAAUCACCGGAUGACUAUGAACGUGUUUUAAUACUGAGGGUGAGGUGUGUGCAUCAGUCUCCGGUGUUUAUAGAAGGCUUUGUGUUGCCUUGCGGAGUCACAGCGCUCCGUUGGCUGAACCAGGGCCAUGUGUCUUCGUGUGGCACUUCCUUACGGGAACUGGAGGCUUGUGUUAGCUUUGGUGGGAGGGGAGGGGUCGUCUCCACACAGCCAGAAGUUAUCUGGCCGAUUUCACCUUCUCACGAUUUGGCAAAGCAUUCCUAAGGACAAUCAUAAUGAUCCAUAAAGAUUGACGUUAUGUUAGGAUUGUGAUGGUGUUCAAAUUACGGUCAACAACUGCAUCGGUGGGCAUUGUCGUUAUUAAAGGCGAAAACGGGGAACUUCUCAGUCUGAAAAAAUGUGGUCAGACAUUUCAGCUUUAUGUCAUUUUUAAAGGACUAUCAUGAAUUUGAAGUUGUGAUAAAACAUUUCGCAGCUUCAAAUGAUGGUAAAACCUUAAAUAGUUUUUUUUUCUCCUGAAUAACUGCACAUUAAUGUAAACAAUUGACUGUUAAACUGCAAUGAAUCCAGGUCACAGAUAAUUUAAUGAAGGGUGCGCGUCGUGGACUCUUAAUUAGUGAUGUUAACCUUCAAGGUAUAAAUACAUUUGCUAAUUGUCAUGUAAAAGGCUAAUAUAUUGCAUAGGUAUUGAAGUAAUGGGUGAAGAUUUUAUACAGUUGACCAUGUAAUGGUUCACAUUUUUGUAGUCAACGCAGUUGAACGUAUUACACAAGUGACAAUAAAAUGAUGUGUGUGACA
Brienomyrus brachyistius is the source of this 4635-nucleotide messenger RNA. Its product is annotated as retinoic acid-induced protein 2-like. The transcript is spliced from 2 exons. Gene Ontology annotation, cellular component: nucleus. The record is from RefSeq and is a predicted model, not a curated record. NCBI's taxonomy places the organism in Eukaryota, Metazoa, Chordata, Actinopteri, Osteoglossiformes, Mormyridae. Gene Ontology annotation, biological process: animal organ development. The coding region runs from base 461 to 2152 and encodes 563 amino acids.